This is a messenger RNA of Chelonia mydas (Green sea turtle), 6356 nucleotides long. RefSeq names its product ABR activator of RhoGEF and GTPase (gene ABR). Gene Ontology annotation, cellular component: membrane. Gene Ontology annotation, molecular function: GTPase activator activity; guanyl-nucleotide exchange factor activity; protein serine/threonine kinase activity. The transcript is spliced from 23 exons. The coding region runs from base 58 to 3900 and encodes 1280 amino acids. The record is from RefSeq and is a predicted model, not a curated record. NCBI's taxonomy places the organism in Eukaryota, Metazoa, Chordata, Testudines, Cheloniidae. Gene Ontology annotation, biological process: positive regulation of GTPase activity; intracellular signal transduction; protein phosphorylation.
GCGCGCACCCAGCCCCGCCGCCCAUCCCCGGGGGCUCGGGGCUGCUGCGCGGGCAGCAUGUGGGAGCCGGCGGAGUUCGCGCGGCACUGGCAGGCCGAGUUCCCCGGGGAGCCGGCGCCCCGCAUGCAGCUGGGCUCGGUGCGGGACAUGGAGCUGGAGCUGGAGCGCUGCCGGGGGAACCUGAGGCUGCUGCAGCAGGCGCUGGCCGAGGAGAAGUUCAAAGUCAUUUACCUGGAGGCGGCGCUGGCCCGGCAGCCCCCGGCCCCCUCCCCGGAGGGGCAGGCAGAGGAGCCCGCCCCCCUCCCGGACAUGCCCCCUGGCAAGAGGGGCGCAGCGGGGCACGCGGUGCACAGCUUGGCCGCAGCCAUCCAGCACCAGCUGCCGCAGCGCAAGGCAGCCCCGGGGGCCCGGAGGCAGGGCAGGCGGCAGCCCCCCAGGCAUGAGCACCCUGUGGGCAGGAGCACCGAGGGGGGGCCAGAUGGCCCGGCCACUGAGCAGGGCAGCGAUGCUCCAGCUGGGCACCUGCCUGGCCAGACCCACGGCAGCGAGCCCCCCAUGCCCGUCCCCAGGGAGAGCCAUGGCAGCGAGCCCCCCAUGCCCGUCCCCAGGGAGAGCCAUGGCAGCGAGCCCUCCAUGCCCGUCCCCAGGGAGAGCCAUGGCAGCAAGCCCCCCAUGCCCGUCCCCAGGGAGAGCCAUGGCAGCGAGCCCCCCAUGCCCGUCCCCAGGGAGAGCCAUGGCAGCGAGCCCCCCAUGCCCGUCCCCAGGGAGGCCCAUGGCAGCGAGCCCCCCCUCCCCAUCCCUUCCCAGGCCCAUGGUAGCGAGCCCCCUACUGGGCACCCCCAUGGCGGUGAGCCCCAUGGCAGUGAGCCCCCGGUCCCCAUCGCUGGCGAGGCCCAUGGCAGUGAGCCCCCUGCUCAGCAUCCUCCUUCCUCUGGUGAGGCCCAUAGAGGCCCUAUGCCCAUCUUAAGGGAGGUCCGCGGCCGGCAGCCCUACGCCAAGAACAUGCCUGGCCCCGGGGAGGGCAGUGCCGACCACGACGAUGAGGAGGUGGACCUGAGUGAGAAGUUCCUCCUGAACCCCAUCUUCUUAGGCUUCAGGAUCCUACCCCGGGGGUCUGGGGAGGAGCUGGACAGGCCCCACCACUGGCUGCCCGCCUUACGGGGCAGGAGGCCCAAGCGCAGCCGGGAUCUGGACUCGCUGGAUGGGACGAAUGGGCACAGCUCCCCCAUGCAGCACGAAGAGCAGCACCCGCUGCCCUGGAGACACAAGCGACACUUGGAUGUGCCUGGCAGGGACUCCUCCAGCUGCAGCUCCCCGGAGAGAGGCAGCGACUGCAGCUACAACAGCUCCGACCACGAGGACGGCUCCUCAGGAGACUUCAACUACGGGGCGGAGGACUACGACGCGGAGGGGAAUGAGGAGCCCAAGGUGCCACCGGAGGGCUCGGAGACCAUGCCCUACAUCGACGAGUCGCCCACCAUGUCGCCGCAGCUCAGCGCCCGCGGCCAGGAGAGCGGGGAUGGCGUCUCACCCACGCCCACCGACAGCCUGGGCACUGGGGGCGAGCGGGAUGCCGGGAAGGGGCUGGAGAUGCGGAAGUUGGUGCUCUCGGGCUUCCUGGCCAGCGAGGAGAUCUACAUCAACCAGCUGGAGGCGCUGCUGCUGCCUAUGAAGCCCCUGAAGGCCACGGCCACCACCUCCCAGCCUGUCCUCACCAUCCAGCAGAUCGAGACCAUCUUCUACAAGAUCCAGGACAUCUACGAGAUCCACAAGGAGUUUUACGACAGCCUCUGCCCCAAGGUGCAGCAGUGGGAGAGCAAGGUCACCCUGGGGCACCUCUUCCAGAAGCUGGCCAGCCAGCUCGGUGUGUAUAAAGCCUUCGUGGAUAACUACAAGGUCGCGCUGGAGACGGCGGAGAAAUGCAGCCAGAGCAACAACCAGUUCCAGAAGAUCUCCGAGGAGCUGAAAGUGAAGGGCCCCAAGGACUCCAAGGAGAGCCACACCUCAGUCACCAUGGAAGCGCUGCUGUACAAGCCCAUCGACCGUGUGACGCGGAGCACCCUGGUACUGCACGACCUUCUCAAACACACGCCGGCUGACCACCCCGACUACCCGCUGCUGCAGGAUGCCCUCCGCAUCUCCCAGAACUUCCUGUCCAGCAUCAAUGAGGACAUCGACCCGCGGAGGACAGCAGUCACCACACCGAAGGGGGAGACACGGCAGCUGGUGAAGGAUGGCUUCCUGGUGGAGCUGUCCGAGGGCUCGCGGAAGCUGCGCCACGUCUUCCUCUUCACCGACGUCGUCCUCUGCGCCAAACUGAAGAAGACCGCCGUGGGGAAGCACCAGCAGUAUGACUGCAAGUGGUACGUGCCGCUGGCCGACCUGGUGUUCCCGGCCCCCGAGGAGUCGGAGCCCUGCCCGCAGGUGCACACCAUCCCAGACCACGAGCUGGAGGACAUGAAGAUGAAGAUCUCGGCCAUCAAGAGCGAGGUGCAGAAGGAGAAAGCUGGCAAGGGGCAGAGCCGAGCCAUCGAGCGCCUCAAGAAGAAGAUGUUUGAAAACGAGUUCUGGCUGCUCCUGAACUCCCCCACCAUCCCCUUCCGCAUCCACAACCGCAACGGGAAGAGCUACCUGUUCCUGCUCUCCUCGGACUACGAGAGGUCGGAGUGGAGGGAGGCCAUCCAGAAGCUGCAGAAGAAGGACCUCCAGGCCUUCGUGCUGAGCUCGGUGGAGCUGCAGGUGCUCACGGGGUCCUGCUUCAAGCUGCGCACCGUCCACAACAUCCCCGUCACCAGCAACAAGGACGAUGACGAAUCCCCGGGACUCUACGGCUUCCUGCACGUGAUCGUCCACUCGGCCAAGGGAUUCAAACAGUCUGCCAACCUCUACUGCACCCUGGAAGUGGACUCCUUCGGGUACUUUGUCAGCAAAGCAAAGACCAGGGUUUUCCGGGACACGACCGAGCCGCAGUGGAAUGAGGAGUUCGAGAUCGAGCUGGAAGGUUCGCAGUCGCUGCGCGUCCUGUGCUACGAGAAGUGCUACGACAAGACCAAGCUCAACAAGGACAACAACGAGAUUGUGGAUAAGAUCAUGGGCAAGGGGCAGGUCCAGCUGGACCCGCAGGCCGUGCCGACCAAGAACUGGCACACGGACGUCAUUGAGAUGAAUGGGAUCAAGGUGGAGUUCUCCAUGAAGUUCACGAGCCGGGACAUGAGCCUGAAGAGGACCCCGUCCAAAAAGCAGACCGGCGUCUUCGGGGUGAAAAUCAGCGUUGUGACCAAGCGGGAGCGCUCCAAGGUGCCGUACAUCGUGCGGCAGUGCGUCGAGGAGGUGGAGAAGAGAGGCAUCGAGGAGGUCGGCAUCUACCGGAUCUCGGGGGUCGCCACAGACAUCCAGGCGCUGAAGGCAGCCUUCGAUGCAAAUAACAAGGACAUUCUGGUAAUGCUGAGCGACAUGGACAUCAACGCCAUCGCGGGCACCCUGAAGCUGUACUUCCGCGAGCUCCCCGAGCCCCUCCUCACAGACCGGCUGUACCCCGCUUUCAUGGAGGGGAUAGCACUCUCGGAUCCUGCCGCCAAGGAGAACUGCAUGAUGCACCUUCUCCGGUCACUGCCCGAUCCCAACCUCAUCACUUUCCUCUUCCUGCUGGAACACUUGAAAAGGGUUGCCGAAAAGGAGCCCAUCAACAAAAUGUCCCUCCACAACCUGGCCACGGUCUUUGGCCCAACACUGCUGAGACCCUCCGAGGUGGAGAGCAAAGGACACCUCACCUUGGCCUCCGACAUCUGGUCCCAUGACGUUAUGGCACAGGUCCAGGUUCUCCUUUACUACCUGCAGCAUCCUCCCAUCUCCUUCGCGGAGCUGAAACGCAACACACUCUACUUCUCCACAGACGUGUAGCCUGCGCUGAGAAGGCACCAGCUGCACACGAACCCAGCCUCCCAGAGCGUGGGGCACAGCACAGACUAGCCUCGCCCUGCGGGGAGAUGGGCACUUCCCCAGAACAGUGCCCGCUGCAUCUUUGGUACCAUUUUGUACAAGUCUCCAACCCUGGCCCAGGCCCUGCGCGCCCUGUCUAGUAGUCGUGUCUUACGUACCUUCGUGGUCAGGAAUUGUUUUUUAUGUAUAUUUGUUCGACAGAAGAGGUAGUGACUGACGGGCCGCAAGCCCCUCGCUUUGUUCAUUUCCUGCCAGGCUCCUGUUCCUUCGAAGGCCGUUGCAACUCUCCUUUUGCCCUCCCCAGCUUCAGCCAAGCGUCCCUUCGUCUCGCCCGCUCGAAGUCUGCAGCAUCACACCAGUGCCUGUUUGGUUUGCCUCGUCCCCUGUGCCUGCACGUGCAGCGUUGGCUGGCCUCUUGCAUCAGAGGCUGAGAAGGGACCAAGGACUCCCCCUUUCUACCCAUCAAGACGACGAGCUCCUUUGUCUUGCUGUCCGUGUGAACGGUGGACUCUGCUCCCUCUUGGAGCAAACCUUUGGCCACAAAAGUGGGUGGGGGGGACAUUUUUAAUGUCUGUCCCAGGUGCUUUACAGCUAGGGCCUGUGGCCUAUGCUUUCUGCCUGUUUGUCGUGUCCUCCGUGGCUAUCCCCCUGCUGUUUCUCCUCUCCCGCUGUGUAAUGUUGAGGGUAACCUGCUCUCUAGAAUGGGGCAGAGGUGCCUUUGGCAGGCUUGUGUGGAAAGAAGAAAGGGCUGUCCCAUUACACUACCACUACUACCCUGCCUCCAUCUGGGUGUGCCACGUGACUGGCUUCUAGCCCCCAGCUGUCUCCAGGGGACGUUAGGUACGGACGAGGUUCAGCCAGGAGCUCCCUGAAGCGCACCUGCUGGAGUGACCAGGUGGGGCAACGCCCCUCAGUCCUGCAGCACGAGGGAGGAGUGACUGUCCCGAAAGCCUCACAUACCUCGUCAAUACCAAUGCCUUAGCCCUUGGCACCCGUUCCUCUCCAGUGGAGCACUGCCGCGAAGGCACAACUGAGCAGCUAGGCUUCCUUCCCCAGCAUUACCCGGGGGCCUCUUCCCUCUGGGAGCUGCACUGUGCAGCCUUUCCGCUGAGCUACCCUUCUGAGAACCAGGCGAAGGGGAGGGAGGGAGCCAGGCUCUGCUUUGGUACCACCAAGCCACACGCAGGCUGGCCCCUUGUAAACCCUGCAGGAGGCUGCCGGAGUCUGUAGGACAACAGCUGCUUUUUGUCCCUUCCUGCACCAAGGUAAACAGCUUCUGAGCUGAAAGCGAACUCGAAGGGCAGAGCCUCGUGGAGAUGGGGGCCUGGAAGGGGAAAGCCCACUGUGCUUGGAACAGGAGCUGGAUUCUCCCCACGUGGCUCUCCCUCAUGGCACCAGCCUGACAUGGUGGAAGCUAAAGCACAUCCAUUCAGCCAGCCUGGGUACAUGCUAUUCUGCUGGGACAGCUUCCCCCAGCUCGUUCCCUUUGAAUUCUAACCUCCAGCCCUUGUGGCAAGGCAGCGAUGGCUCUGCCUGCUGGCUGGGAUGUGUCCCACAGAUAAACACUAUCUUGUGUUCUCUUCUGUGGGCUCCUGCUCUUGUAGCUUGAGAGCACCCCAACCUACCCUGACUCCUGGAGCCCACAGACAGGUGCUGGGACCUGCCAAGGAAACUAACCCUGCCUUUUUUUCUCCCCUCCCCCACCCCCUUUUCUUGGGGCGGGGGGAAGCUCUGCCCACUACCCCUACACCCUCUGUGCCAAAUGCCGAUGGACAGCUGGUUUAUUUGGGGUGACCAAACAUAUCCCUUGUAACAGCAGUGCUGCCUUUAACUGCUGUUCCACGUGCUGUCUUAAAGAUCAGCCUCGGGGGGCUGAAGGCAGCUGCUAGCCCCACAGCACUGAAGCAGCUAAAGGGAGAGGGAAGUCUUGCAAUGCCAGUCUAAAGGGCUUACACUCCAGCCCCCACGCUGCUGGCGACACAGAAGCGAAAUGGCAUUGGACACACUGACCAGGUGUCGCACUUUGCCCUGGAUAACGGGACUGAGCUUAGAUCGAACUGCACAAUGGAUCCCUGUGUGUUUUAUGUACCUACAUCUGUCAACUGUGGUGUCAUUCCAAAGGGAGACUCUGACCCACCCCCACACCAGUUCAAAGGGCUGGAGACCAGCCCCCUGCACAAACUGUGGCAAUCCCAUGGGCUGUGUUUUCAUUUUUCCUACAGCGGGGUGGGAGGUGUCGGACUCUUGUGGCUACAGGUAGAAUAGAACGGUUCAUUAAUAUUUGACUUUUACUAAGUUAAGAUCUAUUUUUUGUUUGUGUUCUGUUUCAACUUCUGUAGAUUAUAAACUUUCAAUGGAUGUAAACCAUGUGAAAAAUGUUAAUAAAAAGCAAAGCCCUGACGUUUGCACAAAAAGUA